Molecule: messenger RNA, 333 nt
Organism: Rubroshorea leprosula
Lineage: Eukaryota; Viridiplantae; Streptophyta; Magnoliopsida; Malvales; Dipterocarpaceae
Source: the annotation of a GenBank genome assembly
UUGUUCUUAUUACCCAAAUUGUAUCACUCAUUAUGGAAUGCUCAGGGCCGUAUGGCUUGGCAGCUGUGGCAGGGGAAGAAGAUGAUGAGAGUGAUUCAUCGGUUCUAAAAAUCUCUGAGCGAGGCAGGGGCCAUGUUGUUGGUUUAGUGACAAAACAUUUGGUGUGGGAUAUCAGCAACGUGGUGGUCGAUCUCAUCCUUCCUCCCAGUUACAGGCUUACAGCACAUGGAGGACUGACCUAACAUUAGCUUCUGCAUUUUCUACCUUUUCCAUUCCAUUUUGUAAUAUUCGUUUGAUGGCCAUAAAAAAGAAGGAUAAAGAUAGGUGCACCCA